Podarcis lilfordi (Lilford's wall lizard) is the source of this 14482-nucleotide messenger RNA. The record is from the annotation of a GenBank genome assembly. NCBI's taxonomy places the organism in Eukaryota, Metazoa, Chordata, Lepidosauria, Squamata, Lacertidae.
GCGGGGAGGGAAGCCCCGAGGCCGCCUGGCAAGGGCGAGAGGUGCCAGCCAGUGAAGGAAGAGCAGCAUUAUGACAGAGAAGAGAGCAGCCUUCGCUCAUCCACCCCCGCAAAAAAAGAAGAAAAGAAGCUGGUGCCCUCCAGGUGUUUUUGCAUUACAGUUCCUAUUGCCUGGCCUCCCUCCGGAUGGGAGUUGUAGUCCAAAAACUCCCAUGGGGCUUGUAGUCCGAAAACAUCUGUCGGGGGCCAAAUGCGAGGAGGGGAAGGGAGCUGGAAGAUGAUAGUGGUCACAUCCAUACAAGACCUUCAAAGCACUAACAGCCACAGCUUCUUCCAAAGAUUCCUGGGAAUUGUAAUUUGUAAAGGGCCUUGACAGCUGCUAGGACAGGCAUCCCCAAAACUGGCCUUCCAUUUGUUUUGGGACUACAAUUCCCAUCAUCCCUGACCACUGCCCCUGUUAGCUAGGGAUGAUGGGAGUUGUAGUCCCAAAACAUCUGGAGGGCAGAGUUUGGGGGUGCCUGACCUGUGAACCUUCUGCAUGCAAAGCUGGGGCUCUGCCACUAAGCUUGUGGAACAGAAGGAGCUACUUCAGAUUGCUCUGCCCCUGAUAUCUCCCACCCCUCUCUUAACUGAAUCUCUGCCUUAGGGGUCUGUCCUAUCUUGAGUCAGACCAGUGGUCCAUCUAGCUCAGUAUUGUCUGCACUGACUGGCAGCAGCUCUCCAGGACUUCAUUCAUGGUUCUCUCCCAGACGUACCUGGAGAUGCCAUUGGGGACUGAACCUGGCACCUUCUGCAGGCAAAGAGAUCCAUAAAACACUGAGCCAUAGCCCUUUGUGUGGGAUCUGGGGCUGCUCAACCCAAGCCCUGAGGAGGGGGUCAUACAAUUUCCAAAAAGACAGGUGCAGGGGCUCAAGGCACCAUCUCCUCACACAUGGUUCCCUUGCCCUUGACCCCAUGCAGUGAUGGCUGGUGUCUAUUGGGAAUGAUGGGGUGGAGUGCAAGAAUCCCGACAGUAUGUCGUACCAAGAGCCAAUGACAGGCAAAGCCAACUCUAGUUCGGUCCCCAUCCUCAUCCUCCUUGUAAACUCAGCAGGGAGGAGCAGGAGGAAGCAAAUUGGCAGUGCUACCCUCUAGACUGGUUUUGAAUAAGCAGCUAGCUAGGGAUUGGCCAAGGGCAGGGAAGACUGGUGGUGGAGCAGUGCCCCAUUUGCCCCAAUGGGCCAGCACCCACUGAUCCAACGUAUGAGUGGUGAGCUGAAGACACGGCACUCCACACAUGCUCAGGAGCUCUUUCUCUGUAGUGUCACAUCACAUUUUCCAAGGCUGAGCUCCAAGACUGGAAAAGGAGGGUUCAGGAGCUGAGGCCAGGCAAGAAUCGAGCCCUGCAUGUUUUAGGUUAUGUGUACAAAAAGAGUCAUCACAGGUCAGUGACCCAACAGUAUGAGCACACUUAAUCUUUGGGGCUUUUGAAAAUAAUCAUAAUAACCACAACAACUCACAGCAUGCUCAGUUUGGCAUGUAGAUGUGAUACGUUUAUUUUAUUAAUAGUCAUACUUUUAUUCAAAGGAGGAACAGAUGGGCCUCAAGGCCUUCUCCCCAUUCCUCAUUUCAUCCUGACAGCAGCUUUGUGAAGCAGGCUAGUGCUGGCUGAUGGUAACUGGCCAAAGUCACCCAUGGUUGAGUGGCGAUUUGAGCCCAUGUCUCCCAGGUCCUAGUCCAAGACCCUAACCACUACACCACACUGCCUCUCAGGCACACUGUCUGGGGCUGCUGAGAACGUGAAAACAUCUGGAGGGCACUCGGCUGGCUUCUGCCCCCUGCGCAUGCUGAAACAGCCCUCCAUAAAAUUUCUGACGAGCUCCUCACCUCCAUAUCCAACAAUAUGGAGCUAGAUCCUUAUCCCUCUUGAUCUCUCAGUACAAUCUCUCCUGCUUGACUCCCUUUUUACCCUAGGACUUUCAUGUUUCUUUUUUAUUCUAUUGUCAUUAUUUGUAAGUGGCUUUUUUUUACUAUAAAGCAGGGGUCAGCAAACUUUUUCAGCAGGGGGCCGGUCCACUGUCCCUCAGACCUUGUGGGGGGCCGGACUAUAUUUUGCGGGGGGGGGGGGAUGAACGAAUUCCUAAGCCCCACAAAUAACACAGAGAUGCAUUUUAAAUAAAAGCACACAUUCUACUCAUGUAAAAACAUGACCGUCUGUGGGCUGGAUUUAGAAGGUGAUUGGGCCGGAUAUGACCCCUGGGCCUUAGUUUGCCUUCCCAUGCUACAGGAACAAGUAGAAACAAAUUGAAAUUUACAACACGCAGCACAGAGCAAUUUAAACCCCCAGCAAUGUAAAUCAUUCCAGGGGGUGUUAAAUGCACAAUUGUGCUAAAACAUGAGAGUCAUUUCGCUUUGUUCUUAUUGAAGCCAAGUAUGACUAUACUGUAUACUGGAGGAACAAUGGGAUGAUUAUGUUCUGCCUUAUUAGCACAGGAGAGAAAGUGAUGCCAAAUUGCACACAAAAAAUUGUCCUGUGUGCUUUGUCCCCUGACAACCUUUUAACGCUGGGGAGAUCUUUUCAAGCGAGGCUGCUUGCCAUAUUUUACUAAUAAUUUAGAUUUGUCAAAGGGAAGGUUUCCCCAGAAUUUAGCAGCAGACACCAAAAGGUGAGUAACAAUUGGGUUUUGAAAUUGUGCUGCUGCGGUAGAAGGAGGUAAGUGGGGAAAAGGCAGCUGUCUGGAAGAGGGAAAGUGGGGAGAGGUACUGCUCCCCUUGUGAAAGCAGGUGUCUCUAAGAGGCUGGUGUCUCUGGGAGGUCAUUUUCAUCAGGCCUAGACCCACCUGGCACUAUAGACAUCAGGCCAAACCUGCCCACCUUAAGCUGUACCUGGGCUGGGGAAGUGAGGAUUUAAGGCCAACCUACCAGGGGUGACCCCAGAGGAGUUUGUCUCUUUGGGGUGCAAAGAGAGCUCACCUGUUUUAGUUUUUUUAUGUGCAUAGGUUUCUGUGCGGUGUCGUUUGUCUAUUUCUCUGGGGGUUUGCUGUGGUUUUUUUCCUGGGCCAUUUCUGAGGUGAGAGGCUGGAUGUUUUGAUUUGAUGUAAUACUCGUACUUCUGCUUUUCCAGCAGCAAAGGUUGAGUUCCAAGUGGCACCAAAAAAACGGCGACAAUUAGAAUAAUAGAAUUGCGUACAACAGCAGCAAGAAUACUUAUUGCAAAGUAUUGGAAGACACAAGAUCUACCCACACUGGAGGAAUGGCAGAUGAAAAUGAUGGACUAUAUGGAAUUGGCGGAAAUGACUGGCAGAAUCCGAGACCAGGGAGAAGAGUCGGUGAAAGAAGAUUGGAAGAAAUUUAAAGACUACUUACAGAAAUAUUGUAAAAUUAAUGAAUGUUAGAAUGAUGACGGAUUGAAGUUAAGCGGUUUCUAGCAGUAAUGGUUAAAAGAAUUGGAAAAAUUGGUUUUUAAUAGGUAAAAAUUUAAUUUUAUAAUACAUCAAGAUUAAAGAUCAGGAUUAAAAAGGAGGAAAGGAAGUGCUGGACUAACAAACUGAACUGGAAUACAAAAGAGGGAGGUAUGAGGAGGUCCGGGAAACAAGUAAACGUAAAAGAAGUGAUGAAAAGAUGGAAUUGUUUUUAACUGUUUUUUCUUUUUUGUACUUUGUAUUUUGUAUUUUUCUUUUUAUUGUUAAUUUUCUUAUUAAUGUGAUCUCUUUCUUUUGAAAUUUUAAUAAAUAUCAUUAAAAAAAAAAAAUAGAAUAAUAGAAUUGCGGAGUUGGGAGGGACCUUGAGGAUCAUCUAGUCCAACCCCCUGCAAUGCAGCUGGGGGAUCGAAUCUGCAAGUUUGGCGUUAGCAACACCAUAUUCUAACCAACUGAGUGUUGCCGUCGCUGCAAUAUCAAACACAGCAGCAGAUAAAUAUAGCUCACAACAAGAACAGAUUCAUCAAAGCAAUUAAUACAAUUAAGUGAAGUCACAGCAUAAUUCAAAAUAUGUGGCCUGGAUUGGUGUAAGUGAAAGUGGUUUCAUGCUCCUGAAUGAAAGUGUUCCCUUCCUGGGUGUGAGGCAGGAGGGGAGUGUGGAGUUUUUGUCCCAGGAUAACUCUCUUACUGGAGGCUUUAUGGCGGCCUUUACCAAUGGCCUGUCAAAAUAUGUCCAUAAAACCUAUUUUCCCCAAGCCUGGUGCCCUCCAGAUGUUUUGGACUACAAAUCCCACCAGCCUCAGUCAGCCAGGUCACGCUUCCAUUAGCCCCAGAACCGUACCUGGUUCUGCUGGCUGGGGCUAAUGGGAGUUGUAGUCCAAAAAUCUGCAAAGCACCAGGCUGGGGAAGGCUGCUUGGAGUUUUUUUCUGUCAGAUCGUACUGCGCAUGCUUCAUUUUAGCUGCGGCCUGUUCCUCCUGCAAAUGAACAGAAGGGGCAGUUUUUCUUGGGCGGCAGGCAGGAUGAGUCCAUAGAUGCACCAAAGUGUAUUAGAAACAUGUUGCUGGAGGGAAGGACGUGCUUUUCUACACACUUACCUGGGAGCAACUCCCAUGGAACUUAUGCUUGAGUAGACAUGUGUAGGUUUCCACUGUAAAAUCCCGGUUUUCUUCAUUGUUUGGGUAGGCCUCACAAAAAGGAACUCGGAAGUCAGAUACUUGAUGUGUAUCUAUAAUUUUGGCAAGUCUAUGAAAAGACACUAGAAACGUAAGACUUUGGGUUUUUUUCUUUUGUGCGCAGGCGCGUAUUUGCCCUUUGAUUUCUUCCGACGCAAGCGUAGUUUGAACCCGGCAAGAUCUGGCGUUCUGAAGGUAAGCGUCCUUUUCGCACCCCCUCUCCACCCGCCAGUCCCCAAUAAAUGGGGCAGGGAAUCUCCCUCUGUGCAUCAGAGACAGUGCUCUGCGAUGAAAAUAUAAUGUAUAAUUGCAAGUUUUCAUUCUUAUUCCAAUAUUUAUUUUAAUUUAUGUUGCAUUUUAAUUUUUGCAAUGCUCACCCUUUCCCUCUUGUUUGCUUUCAGCGGUCCAAACUUAUUUUAUUUGCUUCUUGGAUUUAGAUGCCCUUUUUCCUCUGAGGAGCUCAAAGUGCCCUCUGUUCCAGCCUUCCAUUUUAUUGUCACAACUAGGCUGUGAGCCUUGUUUGGUUUGGACUCGAUAGAACUGGGCUUUGAACCCAGGACUAGUCAGACACACUCCAGCUGCUGCAUCACUCCUUGCCUUGUUACCUCUCCUUGGGUGGGUGGGGGAAGCAGCGAUCGGCUGCAUGUCACUAUUGAUAUUUGGGGAGUGUACUGUGUGCAUUGAGGGGGCUGUAUAAAAAUGAAAAAACAACAACAAACAUUGCAAUUCAAGGCUGAGCUAAUCCAUAUUGCCUGAAUAGCUUGAACCCACCCUCACCCUACCAGCCCUCUCCAGUGCGUGUGCUCUGCUCUACAAAUUUGAUCCAGGUUCCUAACAGUUUUUUAAUAAGGGUCUACACACGCACUUGGGGUUUCUUUCAGAUUCCUGCAUCCUCCUUCUGAAAGAUGCAGGGACAUGGCAACAUACAUAGACAGGCAGGCAGGCAGACAGAAAGUCUUGCAGUGACUCCAUGGAAAACAGUGUGAUUUGAGCGUGGCUUGUCAGUUUAGCAUAAGAACAUAAGAAUUUGCUCCACUGGGUCAGACCGAUAGCCCAUCUAGUCCAGCAUCCUGUCCUCACAGUGGCCAAUCAAAUGCCUCUUCUGGGAAGCCCCCAAGCCGGACCAAGCACAAGAGCCCUCUCCCAUGCUGCAGUAUUCAGAAGCAUUGCUGCCUCUGACUGUGAAGACAGAGCAUAGCCAUUGUGGCUAGUGGACAUGUUGUCAGCUCUCAGCUCCUUCCUGGGCAGUGCUGAGUCUCCCACUUCCUGCCAGUGUCUCUUUGGGAGAAGGUAGGGCAUCUCCUCUCUAGCCACAUGGGUGGGACUCCGACCCCUCUCUCUUUCUGUGUCCUUAGAAACCUGGACCAUGAACACAGCACAGGGCACUGUGGGCAGCGACCCCGUCAUCUUGGCCACUGCCGGCUAUGACCACACAGUUCGCUUCUGGCAGGCCCACAGUGGGAUAUGCACCCGGACCGUCCAGCACCAAGAUUCUGUAUCCUUUUGAUGCGCCAGCUGUAACAGGAUUUUGGCUCUGCUAACCUUACUUAGUGUUUCACUUUAACUACGUGGGCCAGCCUGUUCUGUCUUCCUUAACCACAUUUGCCAGCAGGUCAAUGCUCUCGAGAUCACCCCAGAUCGGAGCAUGAUUGCUGCUGCAGGUAAGUAUGGCUUAUUCCAAGAGCAUGGAGGUGCAACCUUGUCUUUCCAACCUUGUAUCUCCAAGGGCAUGAUGUCUGUAAUGCUGAUGGCUCUGCCAAGGAAUUGUGAGACAUCUAACAGGGAAUUCUCUCCAUGAUCACAAAGCUAUGGCCUCAGGAGAAGCUAGGGAGGUUAUUUCCAGCCCAGAGAACCACCCCCAUGCUUGUUAGUUGAUGCCAGCCAUAUCAUCAGGUAAAGUGAAGGAAAUGCAACAUGCCCCAUCCCACUGCCCUGGUCAUUCCUUUCCCCUGUCCUUAUUUGGAGUUGAUCGAUUACAUUUAUAUUCCACCUUUUUAUCCAAAGAGCUCAAGGUGGUGCCCAUGGUUCUCCCUCUCCUUAUUUAAUCCCCACAUCAACUCUGUGAGGUAGCUUAGGUUGUGAGGCAGUGAUUGGCCCACACGGUCACCCAGUGAGAUUCAUGGCCAAGUGGGGAUUUGAACCCUGGACUCCAAGGACCUAGUCUGACACUCUAACCAUUACGCCACACUGGCUCUCCAGUUAGGAUGGGAGCAGGGCUAGGAAGAAAGGACAGACACAGAAGAGGGGACCCUUCUGUUGUUUAUAGUGUUGGGAUUUACUGUUACAGGGAUUCCUGGUUAAUAAGAUAAACUGCUUACAGUUCAUAGAAUCAUAGAACUGGAAAGGACCUCAUAAUUCUAGUCUAACUUCCACUAAGACAUUUACUCCUAAUAGAGAAUAACUUUGCUUUUAAACCUCCGAAGUUUAGUUGAAACCCUGCUUUUGAACCCACCGGUGUAGGUCCUACCUACCUGAGUAUGAGCAAACCAAAAUAAAUUUCAGUUUGCUGUCUCCAUCUCCUUAAUACUUGCCACUGCAGCUGAAGGAGAAUGACCGCUUUAAUCUUUUGUGGGUCUUGACACGAGUUCUUAUUCUGCCAGUUUUCUGCAGAAAAUUCUGUGCAAAGAUCAAAUUUGUGCUUUUGAACUAGCUAUGAACUAAUUCGGGGGUCUUUUGCCCAGGCUAUCAACACAUCCGUAUGUAUGACUUGAACUCCAAUAACCCAAACCCUGUUAUCAACUACGACGGUGUCAGCAAGAACAUCACCUCUGUUGGCUUCCAUGAAGAUGGCCGCUGGAUGUACACGGGAGGCGAGGACUGCAUGGCCCGCAUCUGGGACCUCAGGUAAGCCUCUGGAGCUCUGCUCCUUUUCAUAACCCGGAGAAAGGGGAUAGAGAAAAGUUUUUCUCCCGCUCUCACAGGAGACCCGGUGAAGCUGCAUGUUGGAAAACUCAGGACAGAAAAAAGAAAUGAUUUCAUCAUACAGUGCACAGUUAAAUUAUGGAGCUUACACCCACAGGAGGCAGUGAUGGCCAUCAAACUGGAUCGCUUUAAAAGGAGAUUAGAAAAAAUUAGUGGAGGAGAAAAAUAGUGAUAGCCAAUAGCCACAUCGGCUAUGCUUUGCCUCUGUGGUUGGAGGCAGAAAUACUUCUGAUGUGCCAUUGACCUGAUACAGCAUCAAAGCUUUUCUUAUGACCAUGGAUCUGCAAGGAAAGUCAGUGAGUUUGACGAUCUGCAAGAUACACAGGAGUUUCUUUCCUCAAAUCAUGCUUAAGCAGCAUUGUAGGCAAGAAGGCAGGUGUCAUGGGGUCAUGGCCAGUGGUUCUUGCAGCCUAAAUCAGAUGCUGUCUCAGUUUAGGCUGGCACCACAGAACUGGAAGAGACUUGAAGUUUGACUCCCAGUGCAGGAACAAGGUUGUCUGAGCCAAGGGUUUUCCAGCGUGACCUCAAGCAAAACUCCCAUCCCACUGAGUUUAAUGAGCUUUCCUUCCUAGUGAAUUAAUUUAUCUAUAAGAAUAUUUAUAUACCAACUUGCAAAAAAAAAUCUGGUGGUGUACAAUAAAAUCAUUUAAAACAUCCAGAAAUUGUAAGAUCAUAGAAUACAGAACUCAGAAUUAAAAGUGGUUAUCUAAAGUUUUAGGAUUGCAGCCUGCAUGCUGAAUCUGCAUCUAGUGGCUUGCCAGUUUAAUUCUUGACAGUCUUGUUUAAUGUUACAAGAGAAAGGAGAGUAGAAGGAAGAGGGGGAGAAGUCCAGCUUGUCUGACCUAAAGUUUGGGAGCUUUGGGAGUGAACAAACUGCUGAAUUUCAGAGGGGUUGCUGUGUUAGUCUGUUGCACCUUAAGGCAAAGAAAUUUAUAAUGGUAUAAGAUUUAGAGAUGACAUGCCACUUCAUUGGAUGCAUGAUCUGUUAUCCUGAGUUGCAGGAGUGGAUAUAUUGAGGGUGAACUUUAAAUUAUGAUUGGGGGGGGGGGAUGGAUGGGGGAUGGAUCACAAUGUAAGUUUACCGGUGGCACUGUGGGUUAAACCACAGAGCCUAGGACUUGCCGAUCAGAAGGUCGGCGGUUCGAAUCCCUGCGACGGGGUGAGCUCCUGCCAACCUAGCAGUUCGAAAGCACGUCAAAGUGCAAGUAGAUAAAUAGGUACCGCUACGGCGGGAAGGUAAACUGUGUUUCCGUGCGCUGCUCUGGUUCACCAGAAGCGGCUUAGUCAUGUUGGCCACAUGACCCAGAACCUGUCUGUGGACAAACGCCGGCUCCCUCGGCCUAUAGAGCGAGAUGAGCGCCGCAACCCCAGAGUCGGUCACAACUGGACCUAAUGGUCAGGGGUCCCUUUACCUUUAGUUCAGGAAGAGGAAUCUGCACAUUUAGGAUGUGAUCCCCUAAGCAUUGUUUAAUGCGCUCCACCGAGGAUUUGGCCAGGAGAUGUUUCUUUGAAAUAUAAGAUCUGAUUGCAUAGGAGGCUUUCCUAGGGAAUGAAGUUCACAAAAAGUGCUUUGGAGCUCCCUGGAGUAAUGGCAGUGAAGGGGUUAUGCUUUGGCUCACCUGUCAUUCUGCCUGCAUCUGUUCUGUUACAGGUCCCGCAACCUCCAGUGCCAGCGCAUUUUUCAAGUGAAUGCCCCCAUCAACUGUGUUUGCCUCCAUCCCAAUCAGGUAUGAAUCCCAGAUUUGUAGAGUUGGAAGGGACCCCAAUGGUCACCUAGGCCAACCCCCUGCAAUGCAGGAAUUCCAGCUAAAGUCACUGACAUGUGGCCAUCCAAUCUCCAGUGAAGACUGCUCUUGGCAUCAGGGAUGUCUUCCUAAUGUUUAGUUAGAAUCUCCUUUCUUUUCAUUUGAAUCCAUGGGUUCAGGUUCUCCCCUCCGGAACAUCAGAAAACAAGCUUGCUCCAUCUUCCAUGUGACAGCUCUUCCAAUAUCCGAAGGUGGCUCUCAUAUCACCUCUCACCAGGCUAGAGAAACCCAAACCAGUCAACAUGAAGCCCUCCCAUCCACACAUUCUAGAUACUUUUAUUUUCUGACAUUCCUAUUCCACCUUUCGUCCCUUGUGGAAUCCAAAAGGGUGGGUUUCUGGGUUUCCAGACAGUCACCCACCCAGGCACUGACCAGACCCAGACCUGCUUAGCUUCAGCAGGGAGGUGGCCUCACGUGCCUUCAGACCAUCCCCUGGGAACAUCUCCCCUUUUCAUGCAGUCUUCCAAAUGGUGGGGAUUUGCAGGGUCUGUCGUCUUGAGAGGUGAUGGCCCUUUUUGUGUGUGUUUCUGUCCACAGGCAGAACUUAUCGUUGGGGACCAGAGUGGGGCCAUUCACAUCUGGGACUUGAAGACGGACCACAAUGAACAGCUCAUCCCAGAGCCGGAAGUCUCUGUCAACUCUGUUCAUAUUGAUCCUGAUGCCAGCUACAUGGCUGCCGUUAACAGUUCAGUAAGUGCUGGCUGGCUUUGUGGUGCAGUGAUGCGCUACAGCCUGCCUAUUGCUUCUCGGCCAGUGUCUUGUUUAAAGAGUCCACAGUGGCUGUGUCUGCACGUUGCACUAAACCAGGGUUUGUUUUAACCAUGGUUUGUUCAACAAACCAUGAGUUGCCUGACAGAGGAACAAACAAGCCAUCCAAAGUUUUUGUUUUCCAGAUGCUCUUGCCUCGGGCCGCUGUAGCUCAGCGAAGGCCUGGGGUGGGUUGGUCAAACAAAUCAUGGUUAAGCAAGGCUCCUCAGUUUGCCAAACCAUAGUUACCUCAAACCAUGCUGGGCUGGGUUUGCACAUGCCAGUUAGGUUAACUAACUAUGGCUUGGUGUCAUGUGACAACCAGAUCUAAGCCUUCAAGGGAUUUGGCAGGCAGAUGGCCUCUCAGAUGUUUCAUUCCCCUCCCAUUGCAGGGAAACUGUUACGUGUGGAAUCUCACAGGUGGCAUAGGUGACGAGGUGACGCAGCUCAUCCCAAAGACCAAGAUUCCUGCGCACAGCCGCUAUGCUCUCCAGUGCAAAUUCAGCCCAGACUCCACGUGAGUAGGACUGGCUUUCUAGGGUUUCAUAUGGUGGGGGCGGGAGACAGCAUUCCCAGCCCUAUCUGCAGAUGCCAUAAGGCUGCCUGCCUGCAUAGCAGAUUCUCUUACCACUGAGCUACAGACCUUCCCUAUAAGGAUUCUUUUUGGGACCCAUAACUAUGGAAGCUUUCUCCAUUUAGUGCCAGUGUGCUGUAGUGGUUAGAGCGUUGGACCAGGACCUGGGAGACCAGGGUUCAGAUUCCCACUCUGCCAUGAAGCCCACUGGGGGACCUUGGGGGGCCAGUCACUGCCUCAGCCUCAAUCUACACCAGAGGGUUGUUGUGAGGAUUAAAUGAGGAAGGGGAGAACUGUGUAUGCCACCUUGAGGAGGGGAUGAAAAUAAUCAAUACAUUCUUUAAAAUCCGGCAGUAUAAAUAGGGACUUUAUGUUAUCGGUUAUUUUGGGUGACACUUCUAGCCUGUGUUCCACCUGCCGUGCCCCACUCUGACUCGUCUUCUGUCUUCUGUUCCAGGCUUUUGGCGACCUGUUCUGCUGACCAAACCUGCAAGAUAUGGAGGACGUCUAACUUCUCUCUGAUGACAGAAUUGAGCAUCAAGAGCAACAACCCAGGGGAAACCUCCCGCGGCUGGAUGUGGGACUGCGCGUUUUCAGGGGACUCUCAGUACAUUGUCACAGGUGAACAAGGGUGGACCCACCUUUCCUUGGAGAAUUAAUAGGAAGGAUGACGAGGGACAUUAAGCCCCCUGUGGCCAGGCCAAGCUAUUUUGAAACCUUAUGUAGAAAAUCAAAUGAUGCCCGUCUCAUUUCUCCUUCCCAACCUACUAAAAACACGAAGAUUUUGAACAACGUACACAUUGUUAAACAGUACAGUGGUACCUCGGGUUAAGAACUUAAUUCGUUCUGGAGGUCCAUUCUUAACCUGAAACUGUUCUUAACCUGAGGUACCGUAUUUUUCGCUCUAUAACAAGCACCUGACCAUAACACGCACAUAGUUUUUAGAGGAGGAAAACAAGAAAAAAAAAAUCUGAAACGGUGGAUGUAUCAUUUUUGUGCUUCAUGCUGUGGCCACAGACAUGUGAUUUGACGGUGAGUUUGGGGUAGCCCAAUGCAAAAAUCCUGAGAAUCCAUGUGGAUCUGUGCUUUGUAACCACGUUUUUGCAACAGUGGGUGCGUGAUUUUUUUGGUGCAGGCUGUACCCAUGGACAUGCUAUGUGAUCUGAUGGUGAAUUUGGGGUGACCCAAUGCAAAGAUCCUGAGGAUCCAUGUGGAUCCGUGCUUUGUAACCAUGUUUUAAGUGGGGAGGGAAGGAAAAACACAGAAGGGACAAAGAGCAUGAGAGGGGUGUGCAGCUGGCUAACAAUGCAGGAGAGGGGUUUAACGGGAAGGAGGAAAGGAAGGCAAGUUUCCCCCCACCCACCCAAGCCAGCCCUCUCCCUCCCUCCCUCUCUCUCUCUUUGUCUGUCUCCCUCCCACCUGCAUGUUUUCCGGCUGCGUGCGAGUCCCUAGAAUGCUGGACGCAGCAGCAGCAGCACGGAUAGGAGGAGGUGGUGACUGUAGGCUGCGCUCCUAGCCAACGGAACCUGAGCCGGGUGGGCUGGAGCCUGCGUGCAGUGUGACCAAGAAGGAAUUAGAAGGAAGGACGCAAUCCUUUCCUUUCCCCUCUGCUUGCCAGGAGGGCAGGGGAUUUCCCUGCUCUUUGCUGCGUUUGAGCAAACACAGCAACCGAAGAGGGUGGGCAGUAAGACCUUGAGGCAGAAUGCAGGAAAGCAGCAGCCUCGCUUCUGAAGCCUUCCCUCCUCCGCGACACGCGCGAUCUGAUUUUUGCUCCUGCACUCAGACCAGUCGGCUCCAGGGGCCACACAUUCGCUCAGUAACACGCACAAACAUUUCCCCUUACUUUUUAGGAGAAAAAAUGUGCGUGUUAUAGAGCGAAAAUUACAGUACCACUUUAGGUAAUGGGGCCUCCUGCUGCCGCUGCGGCGCAAUUUCUGUUCUCAUCCUGAAGCAAAGUUCUUAACCCGAGGUAGUAUUUCUGGGUUAGUGGAGUCUGUAACCUGAAGCGUCUGUAAUCCGAGGUACCACUGUAUAUAAUUCUAUAAAUGCUUUAUGAAGUAGCUCACUAAUAGUUACGGCAACCUUGUAAAGCAGUUCAGUGUCACCCAUAUAUUGCCGAUUGUUGUGUGUGUUUGUAUGUGUGGCUUCACGGUGUCCCUUUUCCUUCCCCAGCCUCCUCGGAUAAUCUGGCCAGGCUCUGGUGUGUGGAAACAGGCGAGAUCAAGCGGGAAUACAGUGGGCAUCAGAAAGCGGUCGUGUGCCUUGCUUUCAAUGACAGCGUCUUGGGCUGAGAAGGAAGGCUGCGUUCACAAGAUUGCUGCAAGACUGGUUUUUUUGGGGGGGGUCAGGUGUGCAAAGACUGUGUUGCCACCCACAGCUGCCUUUCUGCAGAAGAGCCGGAUUCAAGUAAAAUUGAAGCCACCUUAACCAUCUUUGCACAGUGGCAGGCAGUUUUAAAACAGAACCCCCAGAUUUUGUUUGGCGUAAGAUCUUUGUGCAAAAGUAUCGCAUAACAAAGAGUGGUUUGUAAGGAGAAACUGUGACACUCAGCACCGAUGUUACUGUAUGGGAUGGAUCUCCCAACACAGGGUUUCAACUUGCUCUCUUUGGGGAACUGCUUUUGUUUAGGUGAGGCUGCCCUCUGUUCCUUCCAUUCACCGUUGCCCAACGUAAACGGCUAAGCGGACAUUCCAACUAAUGUGCAUACAUCCCUCCCCCCUUCUCCCACGCCAGGAGCAAAGGUAGGCGGCCUCUGUUGCAAGCUUGCCACCUCCUGCUCCAGAAGGCUCACUGCAGUUGGAAGAAAAAUGGUUUACCCUCAUUGCUUUCAUGGUUAUAAACUGCUGGAUUGGAUCAGAGGCCCAUCUAGGCCAGCUGCACCAGUGGGAAGCUCACAAGUAGGAUGUGAGCACAGGAAAACUCAUCACUGUGGUUCCUGUUUUGCGGGGGUUGGACCAGAUGACCCUUUGUGUCCUUUCCAACACUGCAAUUCUGUGAUUUCUCCUCUGCUCCUGGAGGUUACUGUUUUGACUAGUAGUUAUUGAUAACCCUUUUCAUCCUCCAUGAAUUGUCUAGAGUAGAGACCCCUCUCAAAUCCAUCCAGGUCAGUAGCCAUCACUGCAUCUUGUUGGAGCAACUUCCCAUAGUUCAGCUAGAACUUGCUUCUGUCCCUCCUGAUUUUUCCAACAUUGGCAUCAUUGGACAAUCCAGGGUUUGGAGGGCAGCAUUAUGUGAGAGCUGAAUCUAACUGAAUCAAGUUGCAAGUAAAAAUGCAGUUAGGCCUGACAUUCAAUGCUGGAGCCAGGCGUGGGGAGAGUGAGCAAUGGCUUCUCCCCGGCGUUGGGGGGCCGCACCCUGUUCUGGGCUCAGAAGUGCCUUUAUUAGUUACCAGACUAUUUAAAUGCAGCCUUCCCCCAUAUGGUACUCUCCAGCUGUUUUGGACUACAACUCCCAUAAGCUCCAGCACCCUAUGGCAAUGCUGUCUGUGACUGGCAUCAAGUCGUAGUCCAAAAAAGCUGGAGAGCACCAGCUUAAGGAAGGCUGGUUGAGUAACUGAGCUAGCCAAGCAGUGUACUGCUGUCAUUCCGGUCCACAGAAUUGGAAAAAAAAGGACUGAAAAGGACCUCCAGCAGGGAAGUGUGCUUGGAGAAGUGCAAGCGUGCUUUUAGCCCUGGGGGGUGGGACACAGGAGUUCUUGGUUCCUCUCUUUUCUCCCUCCCUCCCUUGCUGCUAUUAACACACAUCUCAAGCUGCUCAUUUCCUCAUUUUUUGUGCUUUUAAUUAUUGUCACACAUGCACACACACCAGGGUAGCUCCUUAAAAUGAGUGGUUUGUGGUUUUUCUUAAAAAAUACUUUGAUUUAC